UGUUACGUAGCCGUGAGUCAACCAGGGAAGCCGAAUGUAUAGUAGGCAGUGCUCUGCUCUGUAAACACUCUUGCACUUGCUGCGUCUAAUCAAUUUCAUCUGAAGACGGCGUCCAAUAUGCUUCGAGCUCUCCACGUUCUUUUCCUCUUCCUCUGCCUUCUGGGAGGCGCCGUUGCGGCGAGUGGAGGCAGUGGUUACGGAAGAACAACUAAUGCCUGGGAUAUGUCACUCACGAGUACGAGGUUCGUUCUUGUAGCCGUGUUGCUUAAGGGAAGUGUCUACGCAGACACAUCAUCUAGCAGGGUUGCGUCAUUGGCAUUACCCAGGUCCGACGUGACGGCAAAUGACAGCUUGGAAGAUAAAUGCAAGUUGCUGAAAGGAGGCACGACCGGUAUGAGUUAUGCAUUAAGCUGGUUUGGUGCUGAAAUGGUACUCGGAGGAACGCCCUACCUCGUCUCGAAGUCGGAGAAGCAAGCAGCGCUGGAUUACGCAGGCAAUUGUACUUCUCCAGAUGUUGGCCCUGUUCCGAAACACAUUCUACUUACGAAAUGGAACAGCGAUGGAAAUUACAUAUAUCCAGGUACAAAAUGGUGCGGCGCUGGAAAUAUAUCCACAGAUGAAGCGCAGUAUGGAAGUGCCCAGGCAACAGACAAGUGCUGCCAAACGCAUGAUAAAGCCAUGGAUUACAUAUUAGCGUCGCAAACACACCCUAACCAUACAGAACUGGCAAACCCCAAAAAAUAUACCGUAACCAACUGCUCGGAUGACAUAAAGCUCUUCAACUGCUUGUUGGAAGACAAUUCCACAGACUCGUAUCAGUUUGGCCAAGCUUUUUUUGACGCUCUUGGGGUUCCUUGCUUUGCUUACACUUUCAAAGUAAACUGCACCCGUACUUCGUGGUGGUCGUCCAAAAAAACGUGUAAGAUUCAAGAAAAACAGAAAGCGUGGCAAUUCCUCGAUCCUCCAAAUUUUUAUGCUGCGUUUACGAAGAAGUGGUACAACAAAACAACAACCAUCGCAAAAGAGGAAGGCAAGGUGACGUGGAAGCGACUAUGCAGGAAGGAUCCAGACAUGGCAUGCGGCGAUUAUGAAUUUCUCGAUAGAAAAAAUAGAACAACAAAUAAAAAGAAAAACAAGGAGAUGCAGGGCGCAGCGUGAAAUUGUCAAGUUAAAGACAAGUGAAAUUACCCAUGUGGUUUGGGAAGCACCGUUUUAAAUGAAUGCAUCUCUGUGGAAUAAAGUUCGUGUUUUAAAACACUGUU
This is a messenger RNA of Ornithodoros turicata, 1262 nucleotides long. RefSeq lists its product as uncharacterized. The record is from RefSeq and is a predicted model, not a curated record. Bases 118 to 1158 code for a protein of 346 amino acids. Gene Ontology annotation, molecular function: A2-type glycerophospholipase activity. Gene Ontology annotation, biological process: arachidonate secretion; phospholipid metabolic process. The transcript is spliced from 7 exons. NCBI's taxonomy places the organism in Eukaryota, Metazoa, Arthropoda, Arachnida, Ixodida, Argasidae.